AUGUCAACUAUCGUUGCUCACCAGCCAUCACAAACACCUCCUUCACAUCAUUUACCUAUUGAUCCCCAUUCAACUGAUCACGUGCAACAACAACAUUCAACAAUAACAGCAAAUAUGUCAUUAGCAGCUGAACGAGAUGCCUAUUUACGAUUGGCAGCACACUCAAUGGAAAAUUCCAGACAGAUUGCGCCCAAUUUCAAUGUACAUUCACCAAAAGCUUAUGGUGGUUAUGUUAUAUCUAACUAUAAAUAUACCGUUGUUGUUGUUGUUGUCGAUAUUAUCGUUAUUGUUAUUUCACUCGUAUCUGACAUGGAAGGCGAUGUUGUGUUGCUCGGAUUAAUGGGCUGGAAUGCCGCUGCACCAACGGGAACACAGUUUAUACCAAUGCCAACAUCAACUGAAAUGUGUUAUGAAUUGUUGACAGGAGCGUCACCGGCACCAGCAACUCAUGCUGGCGCAUAUGAUCAGCAAAGACCGAACUAUGUAAAUGGUUUAUCAUCACCAUUUGAUCAUGCCCAACAACCAACUCUUAGUGAUACAAAUUUGUACAUAAAAAAUUUGCCAGCAGAGUAUUCUGAUAAAGAUCUUGCUGCGCUGGUCGAAGGUUGUGGCAAAAUAAAAUCAAUGAAAGCAAUCAUUGAUAAGCAAACAAAUAAAUGUAAAGGUUUUGGUUUUAUUGAUUUCGAAUCCCAUGAAGAUGCCCAAAACGCAAUAGCUGAAUUACAAAAGAAAGGCUAUACAGCUCAAUUAGCUAAAUCGUCUCAACAACAAGAACAAGAUGAAACAAAUUUAUAUUUUGCUAAUUUGGAUCUAAAUAUGACUGAACAAGAUUUACGACAAGCAUUAAGCGAAUAUGGAACUGUUGUUAGUGUACGUAUUUUACGUGAUCAACACAAACAAUCACGCGGAGUUGGGUUUGCAAGAAUGAAUGAUAGAAAACAAUGUCAAGAAAUUAUCGAUCAAUUCCAUAAUAAAACUUUUCGAAAUUUUACCGAUAAACCUGUACAAGUCAAGUUUGCUGAUGCUAGUAAAAAUAAAAAAUUAUACAAAACGGGUUUAGAUGACAUGAAAAGUGGUCCUCCGUUAUAUUCACCAAUGGAACAAACAGGCUCGUAUCAACAUCAAACAGUUAUCUAUUCUCCAUGGGCACAAAUAUCGCCCCAACAAGUUCCAGUUCAUUCACAACAAGCACCUCAACAUCCGAUGUUUGGUCCCGGAGGACAAUUACGACAAGGACUACAAGGUUUUAAUCAUCCUAUUCCGUCCUAUUUACAAUCAUCAUCUGAAAAUGGUGCCGCAUUCGUAUUACCAUUGCCUGUACAACAAUUACAACAAUUACAAAUAGCAAAUGGACACCCAGGAUAUUGUGUUGUUAAUCCUCCUCCACAUCAUGCAUAUUAUAUGUCAGCAGCCCAACCGCAAUCACAACCGCAACAUGAUCAAUAA
This is a messenger RNA of Rotaria socialis, 1446 nucleotides long. Lineage: Eukaryota; Metazoa; Rotifera; Eurotatoria; Philodinida; Philodinidae. The record is from the annotation of a GenBank genome assembly.